Messenger RNA from Closterium sp. Naga37s-1, 1683 nucleotides. The record is from the annotation of a GenBank genome assembly. NCBI's taxonomy places the organism in Eukaryota, Viridiplantae, Streptophyta, Zygnematophyceae, Desmidiales, Closteriaceae.
AUGCUGCGAGAUGGUCGUCGGCCACCGGACGUGAUUCCUGCGAACCCCACCUCCCCUUUCGAACCUCCCCCCUCAAACGUGCACGUGUGGCAGGCGUACGACCAGCAUCUGAACAUGAUUCUGGGGGAGGUAGAGGAGGUGGUUAUCACUGUUGAGAGAUCAGCGGCAUACGACCAGCAUCUGAACAUGAUUCUGGGGGAGGCGGAGGAGGUGGUGACGACCGUGGAAAUCGACGACGAGACGUACGAGGAGAUUGUCAAGGCGCCUCAAAGGGCGGAAGAGGUGGUGACGACCGUGGAGAUAGAUGACGAGACAUACGAGGAGAUUGUCAAGGUGGGGGGGAAGGGGAGGGUGGAGGAAGGGGGGGGUGGGGACGAGGAGUCGGAAGAUUCUUUUGAAGAUCCUCACAGCAGACGUCCCCUCUCUCUGUGCCCUCUCUCUGUGCCCUCUCUCUGUGCCCUCUCUCAGUCCCCUCUCUCUGUGCCCUCUCUCUGUGCCCUCUCUCUGUGCCCUCUCUCUUCCCCUCUCUCAGUCCCCUCUCUCUGUGCCCUCUCUCUGUGCCCUCUCUCUGUGCCCUCUCUCUGUGCCCUCUCUCUGUGCCCUCUCUCUGUGCCCUCUCUCUGUGCCCUCUCUCAGUCCCCUCUCUCUGUGCCCUCUCUCUGUGCCCUCUCUCAGUCCCCUCUCUCUGUGCCCUCUCUCUGUGCCCUCUCUCUGUGCCCUCUCUCAGUCCCCUCUCUCUGUGCCCUCUCUCUGUGCCCUCUCUCUGUGCCCUCUCUCUGUGCCCUCUCUCUAUGCCCUCUCUCUGUGCCCUCUCUCUGUGCCCUCUCUCUGUGCCCUCUCUCUGUGCCCUCUCUCAGUCCCCUCUCUCUGUCCCCUCUCUCAGUCCCCUCUCUCUGUGCCUGCUCUCUGUGCCCUAACUGCGCCCUCUGUGUGCCCUUUGUGUGCCUCUGCGCUCCUCCUCCUCCUCCUCCUCCUCCUCCUCCUCCUCCUCCUCCUCCUCCUCCUCCUCCUCCUCCUCCUCCUCCUCCUCCUCCUCCUCCUCCUCCUCCUCCUCCUCACUGCUCGUAUCAGCCCUGCACGCUUUCACUCGCACUUCCCGCCCUCACCCUUUUUACCAUCUCCCAUUCCCCUCCCCUUUUUUCCCCUCCCCUUUCUUCCCCAUGCCCUCCUCCCUCUUCCUCUCCCCUCCGUUCCUCCCCCGUUGUCCUCCUUCCCCCAUCAACUCUUCCACGCCCCUUCUUUGAUACCCACCCUCUCGCCUCCUCCUCCUCCCCUUAUUCCCCUCUCCCUUUCCUCCCUCCCCUGUCCUCCCAUCGUCAGCUUCCCCCCAUUUUUUCCUUUCCCGUCCCAACUCCCCUCCCUUGCACCCCUCCUCUUGCCUUCUCAGCUUCCCCCACACCCACCUCCCCCCUCAUUCCUCACCCAAAUGUGGCCCCACCACCCCCAACACCCCCACCACCUUCCACCAACCCUAACUCCCCUCCACCCCCCUCCGCGACUGUAACUCUCUCCUCACUCCCCCCUCCCUUCCUGUCCCCCUUGCCUGCAGACAUCAAGGCGCAACAUCCCGUUCAUCUUUGUGAGAGGCGACGGAGUCAUUCUGGUCUCGCCUCCGCUGCGCACGUAGCAGCAGCAGCUCGAAGGAAACAAGCAGCAGAUAAUGGACUCGAGUUACGUGGGUAG